This is a messenger RNA of Anoplopoma fimbria (sablefish), 4217 nucleotides long. It is a transcript of the gene gfpt1, whose product is annotated as glutamine--fructose-6-phosphate transaminase 1. NCBI's taxonomy places the organism in Eukaryota, Metazoa, Chordata, Actinopteri, Perciformes, Anoplopomatidae. Gene Ontology annotation, biological process: fructose 6-phosphate metabolic process; protein N-linked glycosylation; carbohydrate derivative biosynthetic process. The coding region runs from base 49 to 2097 and encodes 682 amino acids. Gene Ontology annotation, molecular function: carbohydrate derivative binding; L-glutamine:D-fructose-6-phosphate transaminase (isomerizing) activity. The transcript is spliced from 19 exons. The record is from RefSeq and is a predicted model, not a curated record.
ACAAGAGGCGACGUCACAUAUGUGACAGGUUACCCGAGAGCUGUAGACAUGUGUGGAAUCUUUGCCUAUCUCAACUACCAUGUGCCAAGGACUCGCCGCGAGAUCCUUGAGAUCCUCCUGAAAGGUCUGCACCGUCUGGAGUACAGAGGCUACGACUCAGCUGGUGUGGGAAUAGAUGGUGGCAAUGGCAAGGACUGGGAGACGAAUGCAAAGUCCAUUCAACUGAUCAAGCAACGUGGAAAAGUGAAGGCUCUUGAUGAGGAGAUCAACAAGCAGCAGGAUAUUGACCUGGAUGUGGAGUUUGAUGUUCAUCUCGGCAUUGCUCACACCCGCUGGGCCACCCACGGUGAACCAAGCCCAGUUAACAGCCAUCCUCAUCGGUCUGACAAGAACAAUGAGUUCAUUGUCAUUCACAAUGGAAUUAUCACCAACUACAAAGACCUGAGGAAAUUCUUGGAGAGCAAAGGCUACGAGUUUGAAUCUGAGACUGACACAGAGACCAUCGCCAAGCUGGUGAAGUACAUGUUUGACAACCGGGAGAAUGAUGACAUCAGUUUCGCUACACUGGUGGAACGGGUGACUCAGCAGCUGGAGGGAGCUUUUGCCCUGGUCUUCAAAAGUGUCCACUACCCUGGAGAGGCGGUUGGCACAAGGAGGGGAAGUCCCCUGCUGAUGGGGGUGAGGAGUGAUCACAAGCUGUCCUCAGAUCAUAUUCCUGUGCUCUACCGCUCCACUGCUAAAGACAAGAAGGGCUGCAGUGCCAUACCCAGGAUGGACCAGGACACCUGCUUGUUCCCUGUGGAUGAGAAAGCUGUGGAGUACUACUUUGCCUCUGAUGCAAGCGCAGUGAUUGAGCACACAAAUCGGGUGAUCUUUCUGGAGGACGAUGAUGUGGCUGCCGUGAUGGAAGGACGGCUGUCCAUCCACAGGAUAAAGCGCACGGCAGGAGACUAUCCAGCCCGGGCCAUCCAGACCCUGCAGAUGGAACUACAGCAGAUCAUGAAGGGCAACUUCAGCUCCUUCAUGCAGAAGGAGAUCUUUGAGCAGCCAGAGUCUGUGGUCAAUACAAUGAGGGGGAGAAUCAACUUUGACAACAACACAGUGAUACUGGGUGGACUGAAGGACCACAUCAAAGAGAUCCAGAGGUGUCGGCGACUUAUCCUUAUUGCCUGCGGAACCAGCUACCAUGCAGGAGUAGCUACCCGCCAGGUGCUUGAGGAGCUAACUGAGCUGCCUGUCAUGGUGGAGCUGGCCAGUGACUUCCUGGACAGGAACACUCCUGUCUUCCGAGAUGACGUCUGCUUCUUCAUCAGCCAAUCAGGGGAGACUGCCGACAGCCUCAUGGCCCUGCGCUACUGUAAGGAGAGAGGAGCUCUGACUGUGGGCAUCACCAACACAGUGGGAAGCUCCAUCUCCAGGGAGACUGACUGCGGAGUCCACAUCAAUGCCGGGCCUGAGAUUGGAGUAGCCAGCACCAAGGCCUACACCAGCCAGUUUGUGGCCCUGAUCAUGUUUGCACUCUUGAUGUGCGAUGACAGGAUUUCCGUGCAGCCCAGACGCCGAGAGAUAAUCCAGGGCCUGAGAGUGCUUCCAGAUCUGAUUAAGGAGGUCCUCAGUUUGGAUGAUGAGAUCCAGAAGUUGGCAACAGAGCUGUAUGAACAGAAGAGUGUCCUGAUCAUGGGCAGAGGUUACCAUUAUGCUACCUGCCUGGAAGGAGCUCUGAAAAUCAAGGAAAUCACAUACAUGCAUUCAGAAGGCAUCCUGGCUGGAGAGCUGAAACAUGGUCCGCUUGCCCUGGUGGAUAAACUCAUGCCAGUCAUUAUGAUCAUCAUGAGAGACCACACUUACACCAAAUGUCAGAACGCCCUGCAUCAAAUUGUUGCCCGCCAGGGCCGCCCCAUUGUGAUCUGUGACAAAGACGAUUACGAGACAGCUAAGAACUCCAGCCGCACCAUCAGAGUGCCUCACUGUGUGGACUGCCUGCAGGGCGUCCUGAGCGUCAUCCCGCUGCAGCUGCUUUCCUUCCACCUGGCUGUCCUCCGAGGUUACGACGUGGACUGUCCAAGAAACCUGGCCAAGUCUGUGACUGUAGAGUGAACCGCACCAAUCGACACGUAACGAAAGGCAGGCGGAUGAUCAUUCACACGCGUGCAGUUGGAUGAUCAUUCACACGCGUGCAGUUGGCGAGGAAGCGUCAACAAAGAGAAAACAAUGUCCCGUUUCUGUGUCGCGUCUCAUGGCUCUUUUUAAUGCAAUCUUUUACUCAACAGUUGUGUAUCUCACUGUUUCAUAUUAUCUGUGUCUCACUUUCUUAACCUUUGGCAUUAUUGUUAGAGAAGCAGUUUUGUCUGUGUUGGCGAGGUCUGUGUUGGCACUGACCUAUCUUCAUCAUGCUCUCAUGCUUAGUCAAGCUGUAACAACUGACGGUGACCAUUUCCAUUUAUUUUGUGCCCUCCAUGUUUAUUUUUGCUGAUUUAGUCUCACUGGGAGCAUCUUGGAGCUGCUGUUCCAGCAGUUGACUGACAGAAUAUGUGUUUUAAAGACCUUACUGGCUCUUUUUUUUCCUUUUAGUGCAAUGAUUUGUAAUUUAGUUUGGAUAUUUUUUUCUUUGGCAGCUUAUAAUUUGAAGUUUCUUUACUCCACAGUUGAAGUAAAUGACUGUCCUAAAUCAUUCCAAGCCACAGGUCAUCGCUUCUUCCUAAUUGUAGCGCAGUUUGCCAGUGUUGAAUCCGUUUCUCUCUUGGACUCUCUUCUGAGGACACACAGCUUACUCACAGUAAAGCUUGUUUAUAUACGCUGCUGUGUAAAAUCUUUCUGGGUAGGUUACUGAAGCUUGUUCUUGUGUAUAAACCUCGUGUUUUGGAUUUUAAACUCUGGUCUUUACUGGGCUCAGUAAACAAGAAUCAUCCUUGUUUACUAAGCGACAUAUUCCAGAGUGUGAGAUUGUUUUGUUACCGAACACUGUUUCUGCUUCGACCAUUCUCUGUACAUUUUACUGUUACUUAAAAGCUAUAUGUGAACAAUUUAGUGAUUCUUAUGCUGGUCUUGUUGCUGAUCACAGGUCUCUAGUUUAGAUUUAAACUAUAAAGUGAAGGAAUUCAAGUGAGAUGAAGUUCCAUCCAGUACACAACCCACACCUCGCCAGCACAACUACUGCAAUAUUGGGACCAUUUGUAGCUAUUCUUUCUUUCUUUUGUUACAUUUAACUUUCUUUUUUUAAAGGAGUUUUAUAUUAUUGAAGUUACUCUUUGAUUUGAAAUGUGAAUGUUACUGUCAUUUGAAAUAUACUGUCAAACCAAAAAUCUCCUCAAAGGCUCUGGCAGUUGUAAACGAAAACGUAUAUAUAUAUUUUAUAUGUUCAUCAUAUAUUGUAGCCAAAAAUUACUGAUUCUGGUAGCAUGUUUGGUAUGAAGGCCUAAAGGGGGCAUGUACACAGUUUUAUGGCAGUAUGUCUACUAUUACUAUACUACUACUUCUAUUGGUUUACUGAUGUUUACUUAGAUAGAAAGUCAGAUGCCAGCUGUGUGUGUGUGUGUGUGUGUGUGUGUGUGUGUGUGUGUGUGUGUGUGUGUGUGUGUGUGUGUGUGUGUGUGUGUGUGUGUGUGUGUGUGUGUGUGUGUGUGUGUGUGUGUGUGUGUGUGUGUGUGUGUGUGUGUGUGUGUGUGUGUGUGUGAUCCAAAUGUCUUUGUUUCAAACGCUAAGGAAAGAGAGUUGUACACAUGUAGUUGUGUAGUGAAGAAAUAUGAUCUGCUUGCUUUCUUAUCUUUACUUUGUAAGUACAUCCCAUAUUUUAGGUUUAAAAUUAUUUAUUUUGCUUUUGAAGUCAAGCCUUAACUUGACUUUUGAAUCCCCCCCCCCCCUCCUCCAAUAUUAAGCUUCUCUUGAGUGAGUGAAAGAGUGUAAAAACUGGACAAUGUUGUUACAGAUACUUUUGUGACCCACAUACAUGCUGUAAGUAGAUUUAGAUUUCUUGACUGGAGGCAUAAACAAACGACGCUGCAAUGAAUCUUAGCAACCUCUGUUGGGUUGCUUAGUGAAAACUGAUGCAAUAAAGUGUCAAGUAACUUCCCUUUUAAUUGUCCGAGUUCAAUUGAUGAGAAGGUACAGUUAAGGGUGUGCAUGCACAUAAAAACAGGCAGUGUAAAUCCAGUAAAGACUUGCAUUUGGAUUGAUAUUCAAGCUGUCAUUUCUGGUUAGUUGUAUGUAUUAAAAGAGUC